CCCCCACAACACACCGACACCCCAUCCCGCACAUCACUCUACUAUCACAAUGGCGACUGAGCGCGAGAGCAAGACUUUCCUCGCCCGGCUUUGCGAACAGGCUGAGCGCUACGAUGAGAUGGUCACGUACAUGAAGGAAGUUGCCAAGAUUGGCGGUGAAUUGACCGUUGACGAGCGCAACCUUCUCUCCGUCGCCUACAAGAACGUUGUCGGUACACGACGCGCUUCGUGGCGCAUCAUCUCCUCGAUCGAGCAGAAGGAGGAGUCCAAGGGCUCUGAGAAGCACGUGGGCACCAUCCGCGACUACCGACAGAAGAUCGAGACCGAGCUCGAGAAGGUCUGCCAGGAUGUCCUCAACGUCCUCGAUGACUCCCUUAUCCCCAAGGCCGAGUCUGGCGAGUCCAAGGUCUUCUACCACAAGAUGAAGGGUGAUUAUCACCGUUAUCUUGCCGAGUUUGCUUCUGGUGAGAAGCGCAAGGUCGCUGCGACGGCCGCACACGAGGCCUACAAGACGGCUACCGACGUUGCCCAGACUGAGCUCACACCUACUCACCCCAUCCGCCUGGGUCUGGCGUUGAACUUCUCGGUCUUCUACUACGAGAUCUUGAACUCCCCCGACCGUGCCUGCCACCUUGCCAAGCAGGCCUUUGACGACGCCAUCGCUGAGCUCGAUUCUCUCUCUGAGGAGUCCUACCGCGACAGCACCCUCAUCAUGCAGCUUCUCCGUGACAACCUUACCCUCUGGACAUCAUCGGACGGCAACGAGGCUGAGCCCUCCACCACUGAUGCCCCCAAGGAGGAGGCCAAGGCCACUGAGGACGUACCAGCUGCAUCUGAGCCAAAGACCGAGGAGCAGCCACCGGCUGCUGCCCCUGCCCCCGCCCCGGCCGCUUAAGCACACCCCGCCUCUCUCUCGACCUUGUGUAUCCUCAGCCACCGUCAUCUGUUCUCGAACAGACGGCCGAGGCCGGCAGCGAGCGUCCCACGGAGUUGUGUGUGUUCUGUGAUUUCAAAAAUUGGCUUUGGCAGCAAGCGGGUCGGACGGUCGAAUUCCCCAUGACUGAUGUAUUUUCCCUUUCCUCUCUCCACCACUCGCGCUAUCCCCAUCGAGCACGCAGUGUGUUGCAGGUGCGUACCAUAUGCGACCCUGCAUAUCUCACUGAUCUUCCUUCUCACGAAGGAUUUCGGGCUGCUUUCGGCAAAGAUGGAGGAUUGGUGCAUGGUUCCUCGUACGCGAUCCUCAAUUCCCCCUGUUUUCGUUUUGGUAGUACAUGAACACCGCAACCCUACGGUGGACUGGGAUGUUUGAGCUCCUCU
Cucurbitaria berberidis CBS 394.84 is the source of this 1317-nucleotide messenger RNA. RefSeq names its product 14-3-3 protein. Gene Ontology annotation, biological process: signal transduction. The transcript has 8 exons. Bases 50 to 895 code for a protein of 281 amino acids. Gene Ontology annotation, cellular component: cytoplasm. NCBI's taxonomy places the organism in Eukaryota, Fungi, Ascomycota, Dothideomycetes, Pleosporales, Cucurbitariaceae. The record is from RefSeq and is a predicted model, not a curated record.